AGUUCUUAGCUACUCAGCUUUACAAAUAAUUGCUGCUUCGCACCUUUCGCGUUUUGGGAAGUUGGGACUGAAGCCCUUGUCCUCAGUCUUUGGCACCUAAGAAAGCCCAGCUUACACACGUUCAGCUGUUUGUAUGAAGCGUCCUCGCCGUGACAAUGGGCCUCCUCCUUGGGGUAUGCUUCCCAUCGAACUCGUUCAGGACGUCUGUUCCUUCCUGCCCUCCCCCGACCUAGCGGCCGCCUCCCUCACCUGCCGCUCCUGGCGUGUAGCCGCAUGCGCCCUCGUCACGCACCUCACCCUCCCGCUCAACCACCCGCUCCUGGUGGCGGGACCUGCCAGGGGAUGGGCGGAGUGCGUGGCGCGUAUGGCGGCGGAACAGGCGGCGCAGCGGCAGGGCCUGGCUGCCGAUGCCGCUGCUGGCGGCAGCGGCUGUGACGGCGGUGGCAGUGGAGCAGCCCGCUACGACACGUCAUCAGCCAAUCCCGCCGCCCUAGCAGCAGCCCCAGCAGCAACGGCCGCCCCUUCCACAUCUACUUCCUUCGCUAGGCCUCCGCAGCUGCCACCCCCACCUCCACCCCAACCGACAACACAGCAGCACCAGCAGUUUCCUCAGCGACCCAUGGUUCCGCUGCCGCGGCUUCGUACGGACUUUCCCUUUGUACGGCACAUCACGCUGAUCCACAACGCCAUGCUGCACCGCCUGCAAGCCCAUUCGGCGCUGUCGACGCUGCGUGCGCUGUGGCCGGGUGUGGGCAGCCUGUCGGUGCACGACAGCGUCACGUGGGACCUGCCGCUGGACUACUCGGCGCUGGGGGCGCUGACGCACAUCACAUCGCUGGAGCUCCUGUUCCAAGGUCAGGGCGGUAUGGACGAGGCGGGGCAGCCGCUGUACCGCGCCUCCAUGCCGCACCUCUGCAAGCUUGGGAGGCUGCGGGAGCUGUGCAUGAAGUGGAUCAUCGGCUACGAUGUGGACUCCUUCCUGGAUUUCAAUGAGGUGUACGACCUGCUGGCUGCGCUCGUACGGCACGGUCAGCUGCGCAGUCUGCAGUUCGGGGGGGAGAACAUCAACGCGGAGGGGGCGCGGCACCUGGCCAGCAUCACGACACUCGAGACACUCAAUCUGGUAUGCGACGCGCGCCCCGCCUCCCCCCUACACCUCCUCGACCUGCUGUGCAUGCCGCGACUGUCGCGUCUGGAGCUGCUGCACGUGUGCCCGGACCACGCAUGGAACGCAGCGGCGGGGCCGGAGGAGGAGGAGGUGGAUCCGCUUACCGAGCUGAAGAAGCGGACGGCUGCCCUGGCCGCCAGUCCGCUGCGAUGUCUGGCGCUCAGCCUCUCCCCCGGCUGCCAGGCUCUGGUCUCCCGCGCCCUGCCGCUGCUACCGCACCUGCACUCCCUCAGCGUGCGCGUCACCUCCAGCGAGGAGGAGGAGGCCCUGUGCGCCGCAUUCAAAGCCAUGCAAACAGGACCCCAGCCGGUCUCGCCGCAGGAGGCGGCGGCCGCAG
Messenger RNA from Astrephomene gubernaculifera, 1505 nucleotides. NCBI's taxonomy places the organism in Eukaryota, Viridiplantae, Chlorophyta, Chlorophyceae, Chlamydomonadales, Astrephomenaceae. The record is from the annotation of a GenBank genome assembly.